AUGGAGCAAGAUGUGGACACGAGUUAUAGAACUAUGUGCAGUACUUGUUUAAGUACAGACAGACACUUAUUUCAUUUAAAUAAUUGGCCACAAGUUAAUCAAAUAUUCAAAUUACUGAUGUACGAUUUCGCGGGUGAUAGGUUUGGAGACACGCUCCAAGAGUUGGAGCACUAUGUGUGUUGGGAGUGCUUGGCUAUAAUGAAGCGCUUCUACCGAUUCAAAUGGCAAGUGCAGAGUGCUCAAGAGCACCUGAGGGUUCUGGCUCUAAGUAGAUCACAGGAGAGCAUGGACCACACAUAUAUGUCACAGUCCCUCUCUGCUCUCGGCACAGAGACAAAGUUGGAUUAUGAUAAAAUAUAUUUUGACUUCUCGAGCGCUCCAGAAGAGCAGCAGUAUAUAACCAUAACAACAGCUGAGUGCAUUAAAAAUGAGCAUUACGAUGUGGCGCAGGUUGUGCGCGAUAACAUCACUCUGGAUAUCGAUGACAAUAUUCUAGAAGUACCAGAGAUAGUGUUAAAAAAUCCCGUGACGGGUGUGAUGUCUCACAUAGUGGUUGGAGCUGACUCUCUAGUCGCGUCCACUGAAACGAUCCCCACCCGCGCGGGAGAAAUGCCACGUCUUACUAUAGAGCCCCUGCAGGCUCCAAAGUUGGAGACGGUGAUAAUUUGUCAAGACAAAAAAGACAAAGGCGAACCAAAAGCAACCUUUGUGACUGAAUACAUGAGUGAUGCUGAUAUGUUGGCUUCGAGAGAGGUGGCUAAAAGUAAAGUGCAAUACGCCGGUUCUGCGUACAAGUGUGAGUUGUGCAUUAUUGGAUUCUACACUCAACAGCAAGUUGAAGACCAUUUCGAGUCGGCUCACAGAGCGAAACCGGGGCAAGCGGCGUGCAAGGUGUGCUACUGCUACGUGAGCGAGAGCAAGCUGGGCGCGCACACGGACGGGCACUACCUGCGCUACUCGUGCAAGCUGUGCGCGCACGUGGAGCACGCCCUGCGCCCCGCGCAGCACCACGCGCGCGCGCACCUCGCGCCCGCGCUGCCCAGCUCCGUCUACAACAUCGGAGACCUGCCGCCCGCCGCCGGGAAGAGUAAAAAGAAGAAGGAUAAAGAAUCUCAGCCGAUACCUGCAAAACCUGGAGAUCUUCGAAAACUGUUAUCGAAGACCACCAUCGAAGGGUACCAGUGCCUUGAGUGUUAUAUGUUCUUUAAGAACUCUCGCGCGCGCAAGAACCACGUGGACCGCUAUCACCGCGAGGGGCUGCAGUGUGACCACUGUAAGAAGAGAUUCGUCAACAAGACCACGCUCACCACACAUCUCAAACUCCACGAGGGUCCACUACCCCGAGAAGAAUGUCCUAUCUGCCACAAAAUGGUGCGCAUUAUUCAACUUAAAUAUCACAUACAGAGGCACGAAAAUAAGAAACGUAUCGAAUGCGUCGAUUGUAACAAGAUAUUCUCACAUUUGGCCACCUAUCAAGCGCAUCUCAAGUACUCCAGGGCUCACGCUUCCGACCAGGUGUUCAAAUUCCCAUGUCCAAUGUGCAAUAAAGGUUACCCCACUAAGGAGGCAAUGCAGGAUCACUUCAAUUAUCAGCACCUGGGCAAGACCUCGCACAAGUGUCCCGUCUGUGAUAAGCCGAUAGCGUCGCGAGCGAACGUAGAGAAACACAUGAUGCGUGUUCACGGCGAGAAGAAGGAGAAGCCGAGGAACCACGUGUGCCAAGUGUGCGGGAAGGGAUUCACGGACAGAAAAGCGUUAACCCAACACGAGGUCAUCCACUCCGGGGAGAGGCCCCUAGCUUGCGACAUUUGCGCGCAGACGUUCAAGCAAAAAGCGUCCCUCUACACGCACAAGAAGAGGGUCCACAAAGUGUUCCCGGCCAAGCGACUCGUCGAGUAUAUGGACACUAAGCCUUAA
Arctia plantaginis is the source of this 1917-nucleotide messenger RNA. Lineage: Eukaryota; Metazoa; Arthropoda; Insecta; Lepidoptera; Erebidae. The record is from the annotation of a GenBank genome assembly.